AAGCAUUCUCAAAAACCUCAGUCACAAGCUAAAUACUAUAGUUGAUCUCUUCUUUUAUGUUCUUUGGUUCAUAGGGAGCGCAAGUUCUUCCAAAGUUAUAAUUGAGAGAAGCAAAGAAAGAUGCAAAUUUUCCCAGGAAGUCUGGUAAAACUCUGGAAUGGAUGGGAGAUUCGUGCGCUGGUUUUAUCAAGUCUGUUGCUGCAAAUUACACUUAUCGUGUUCGGUGCUCGAAGAAAGUACAUUGCUGGAAUGUGGAUUUCAUUCAUUGUUUGGUUAGCCUAUUUAUCAGCAGAUUGGCUAGCAACUGUUGCAUUAGGAGUACUUGCUAGCAGCCAGGAUAAUGAUCCAAAUAAUUUUUCUACCAAUCCAAAUUAUUUAAUCCAUGCAUUUUGGGCACCUUUCCUUCUCUUGCAUCUUGGUGGUCCAGACACUAUCACUUCUUAUUCUUUAGAGGAUAAUGAGCUGUGGUUAAGACAUUUGCUUGGAUUGUUGAUUGAGGUCAGUGUUGCCUUUUUUGUAUAUUUAAGGUCUUGGUCUAACUCUGCACUUACAUUCAUAGCAAUGCCAGUUUUUAUUGCUGGACUUGUUAAGUAUGGGGAGAGAACUUGGGUGCUUAGGUGUUCAAGCACCAAGCGUCUUCAAGAAUCUUUACUCUCAUUAUUAUCUUCUGUUCCUUCUAACACAACUAAUGGAGGAGCUAAAGAUAAGAAGAUUCUUCCGCGAGGACCAUGUCCUCCUCCUUCUGCCAAUUUCUUUCAUCGAGCUCAUUACUUAUUCAAAAUGUCCUUGUAUUUAUUCGAAGAUCUUACACUAAGAUUUUCCGAAUUAAAAGAUAGUCACUCGCUCAUAUCCUCUGUAAAUUCAUCAGAAGAAGCCUUUAAGCUUGUAGAAGUUGAGCUCGGAUUGAUCUAUGAUCAGCUUUACACAAAGGCUCCUAUUGUUUAUUCUAAAUUAGGUCUCCUUCUUCGUUCUGUUAGUCUUUUAUCCUCAUUUACUGCAUUAGUUGUCUUCUCAAUCACCAUUGAUGGUCAUCAGGAGUAUUCAACAGUCGACAUUGCUCUAACUUACUUAUUGCUAGUUGGAGCUAUUGUUUUAGAAGUACAUGCAAUGGUGCAUCUCAUUUUCUCUGAUCAGACAAUGAUUUGGUUAAGCAAAUCUGGGAGUCCACCAACUAAUUCUAUCUCAAGAACUGUUAACUUUCUCCACAUGAAUUGCAGAAGUGGAAAAAGAUGGUCGGGAUUGAUGGGACAAUACAAUCUGAUAAAUUCUUGCCUCAAAAAUGACCCACCCGAGUGGUUAAAGUAUUUUGGAAUUGAUGAAAUGAUCAAACACUUCGACAUAAACUUGGUCAAUGUGAAUGCUGAUGUUAAGGAUGCAAUCUUCAAUCAUAUUCGUAAGAAAGGCAAUCAAAUUGUUGAUGAGAUAGCCAAUCCAAGAGAGCUUGAUGAAAUUAAAGUGGCUGAUGAAAUGUUCAGUGCACAAAUGUUGCGUGAUUCUCUUUUGUUUUUGAGAGGGAUUGGACCGCUUCAAGCCAAGAGGGAGUUUCUUGAAGGACCUGAAAGGUUCACUCAAGUAGUUCCAUUUAGCAAUAGCAUACUCAUUUGGCACAUAGCUACUGAUAUUUGCUAUUAUAGAGAUCUUGAUGAUCAAACUCAUCGCAAUAAAGAUUAUUCUAAGCACAAACUCAGCAAAACCUUGUCUGAUUACAUGUUGCAUAUUCUUGUCUUCAAUCCAAAUUCACUGUCUAAAGAGAAUCGAAACAGGUACGCAUAUCGAGAUACAAAGAAAGCAAUUGAAGAUUUUCUCUUUAAAGGUGAUAUUGGCAAGAAGACGAGCUAUAGUGAAAAGGAAGCUUGCUUGAAAAUACUUGAAGCCAACUUUACAGAUGAAGAUGUGGAGAGACAGAUAAUUGCAGGUGAGAAUAAGAACUCUAUGCUAUUUAGUGGAUUUCUUCUUGCAGAAGAAUUGCAGACAAAGGAAUUUGAGGAGAAAUGGGAUGUGUUGAGUGAAGUUUGGAUAGAAAUGAUUGCUUAUGCUGCAAGUCAUUGUGAAAGGAAAGAACAUGCUCAAAAACUUAGAACUGGGGGAGAUUUACUCACUCAUGUUUGUCUGCUUAUGGCUCAUUUUGGUUUAAAUAGACAAUUGAAAGAAGCUCGUCCAUUUGAAUUCCCCUUAAGUUAAUUUUUAUAUAUGAUGAUAAUUAGAGUAUAUUGGAGAAUUGGUCCCUGCAGAUUGAUUCUGAUUUUCAUUUUACAAUAAGCUAUGCACUGUGUAAUAUUGUUUGAGUUUUGUUUUGAUAUAUAAAAUUUUUAGUAUAUAUUGUCA
Jatropha curcas is the source of this 2325-nucleotide messenger RNA. RefSeq lists its product as uncharacterized. The record is from RefSeq and is a predicted model, not a curated record. NCBI's taxonomy places the organism in Eukaryota, Viridiplantae, Streptophyta, Magnoliopsida, Malpighiales, Euphorbiaceae.